GUUUUGACUACCAUGACCGACAACGCGGUUUCGCCUGAACUCAUGGACGUCUUCUACCGUCGUCUAUUUCCCUACAAAUCUAUCUUCCACUGGCUGAAUCACGCCCCUACUCCCGAGGACUACUUCACCAAACGAGAAAUUGCUUUCAAUCUUCCCAACGAUGUCAUGUUGCGAUACCGGUCCUACCUCGAUGUGGACGAGUUCAAGAACGAAGUAUGCAAACUCGCCCCCACGCGUUUUGAGAUUGGUCCAGUAUACACAUCUCGUCCUCGCGACAAAAAGACAGCGCGACAAGGCACAUUCAACCCUGUUGCCCGCGAGCUUGUUUUCGAUAUAGAUAUGACCGAUUACGAUCCUAUCCGAACAUGCUGCUCAUCAGCGGAAAUAUGCAAACGCUGUUGGGCCUUUAUUGCCGCUGCCGUACGCAUUCUGGACGAGGCCAUCCGAGACCAAUUUGGCUACGAACACCUGCUAUGGGUCUACUCCGGUCGCCGAGGAAUACAUUUGUGGAUCUCAGACCCAGAGGCAAUGGUGCUAACCGACGAGCAACGCAAAGCGAUCGUCAACUGGCUCUCAGUAGUGCAAAAGGACGAAAGCAAGCGACCGAAUAUCCGCUUUGGCUCCCGUCCACUGCCUGCAUCUUUGAAACCUGCACUUGACCACCUUGCCUACGUUUUUGCCGACCUUAUUCUGGUGGACCAAGAUUGCUUCCUUUCAGAAAAGGGCUCUGAAGCGCUUCUGCGGCUAAUACCGGACACGCGCAUCGUCGAGACUCUGCGGAACGACUGGGCAGGCGAGUCCUCGGGCUCUGCAGCAAAGUGGCAAGCCUUCAAAGCCCAAAUCAAGACCUACAAGAAGGAUUCGUCAGCACGUGCGCAAUUAAUUGCUGCGAUGGAAGACAUCAUUCUCCAAUACACGUACCCACGGCUCGAUGAGAACGUGUCGAAGAAACGAAACCAUUUGCUCAAAGCGCCUUUCUGUGUCCAUCCAAAGACUGGUCGUAUAUGUGUCCCAGUCGACCCCAAGACUAUCAAAACAUUCGAUCCUGAAUCUGUCCCUACCGUCGCCCAAUUAAUUGCAGAGCUCGACAAUGACACCGACUCACAGCACCAUUCAGACUGGGAGCGAACUUCAUUGAAACCCUACGUUGAAAUGCUCGAUAAGCACAACCAACGAAUUAUGGAUCAUGAGCGGAAAAUUCGUCGUGGGGCAGAAGAUAUGACUUGGUGA
Mycena indigotica is the source of this 1230-nucleotide messenger RNA. Its product is annotated as DNA primase. Gene Ontology annotation, biological process: DNA replication, synthesis of primer. Gene Ontology annotation, cellular component: alpha DNA polymerase:primase complex. The transcript has 6 exons. Lineage: Eukaryota; Fungi; Basidiomycota; Agaricomycetes; Agaricales; Mycenaceae. The coding region runs from base 13 to 1230 and encodes 405 amino acids. The record is from RefSeq and is a predicted model, not a curated record.